GGGGAUUUAACAGAAAAAUACAGAUAACUCCAAGUGCACACUUGAUCUCAGCCGGGCCCGAACUGCGGGAAGGUGUAAAAUGGGCAAGAUAUAAACUACCGCCGACCUGGAAAUUGGAAUUCUCACUCUGGCUUGAAUUCUUCUGCAUUGUCAUUCAAACUUCAAACAUUCCGGAUCCCAAAACAGACGCUCCAACUCGCCCAAUCGUCCACAACUAAUUAGAAUCAAGAUAGAAACUAUGAAGAAGACCAGUAAAACGGCGCUCAUGGUCAUGGACGUGCAGGCUGGGUUCGUGUCCGGCCUCGUGCUGCCGUCCGUCUUUCUGCCUCUUCUGGCCAAGACAAUUGACACGGCGCGCCCCCUGGUUGACCUCGUAAUUUACACCACCGUCGCCUUCCGCUCAGGCUAUCCCGAGAUAGCGCCCAACAAUCCUACUUUCAAUGUCGCCAUCAAAACCGGCACCUUUCUAGAAGGCUCCCCAGAAACAAAAAUAGUCCCAGCUGUCGCGCCCAAGCAGGGCGAUAUUCAGCUCGAGAAGAAGCGCGUCAGCGCUUUCAGCGGUAGUGGAUUGGACGUCAUUCUGAGGGGUUCGGGCAUCGACACUCUGGUCUUGGCCGGCAUCACCACCAGUGGCGUGGUCCUGUCCACGCUUGCUGAAGCAUUCGAUAGCGAUUUCAACCUUGUGGCCCUCAAGGACCUGUGUGCUGAUAGCAACGUGGCGCUGCACAAUGCUCUAACUGCUGGCCUGUUUCCGAGCAGGGCCCAAGUUGUGGGUGCCGAGGAUUGGUUGGCGUCGCUGAAAGCUUGAGGCAGGAACAGUACUGUUGGAAUCACCAGGUACCGGUACUGGAAUCAACAGGGCGCGCUGCGCGCCGUAUACUGGUGGUUCAAGUGUUGGAUUUCGU
This is a messenger RNA of Lasiosphaeria miniovina, 905 nucleotides long. RefSeq names its product isochorismatase family protein. The record is from RefSeq and is a predicted model, not a curated record. NCBI's taxonomy places the organism in Eukaryota, Fungi, Ascomycota, Sordariomycetes, Sordariales, Lasiosphaeriaceae. Bases 239 to 808 code for a protein of 189 amino acids. The transcript has a single exon.